GGCGGCGGCGACGGCGGCGGCGCACGUGGUGACGUGCGAGGGGGUGCAGCGCGAGCGGGCGGCGGCGGCGGCGGCAGUGUCUCCCGGACGCGCGUGGAGGUCGGGAGCUCCGAGCUGCUCGGCACAGUUUCUCCGCCUGCUGCUUCGGCCCGGCAGUGCUAGCGAGCGAGCGAGUUCCCGCGAACCCUCGGUGGCGCGGCCCCCUCCUCGCAGCCUCCGCGGACUGACCGCUCGUCUUCCCGCUCGACCGCUCCCCCCCUCCGCGGCCUCGAGGCGCUUUCCGUUGGGCCGAUUCCCGCCCGCUUCCUCCUGCUCCCCGUCGAAGCUCCAGACAUGAGUUUUUCCAUCUCUUCAGAGAUGAACCAGAUUAUGAUGCAUGAUUAUCACAGAAGAAAUUCGUGUCUAUAGCUUUUAAGGACUUGAUUACAUCAUUUCAAGCCUGAUAGUUUUGGAAUCACCAUUAGAGCUUAAGACACCUCUGCCUUCACUUCACAACCACCUGUCUUCAUACCUUGAGGAAGUGCUGAGUUUUAACACUCCUUUGUCCUUGGAUUAUCUAAGACGUCCCAGAUAUCCAUUUCUCACCAGUUCAGUAGCCAAAUUUAUAAGGAAAAAUGAUUCCCAAUGGAUAUUUAAUGUUUGAAGACGAAAAUUUUAUUGAGUCUUCUGUUGCCAAAUUAAAUGCCCUGAGGAAAAGUGGCCAGUUUUGUGAUGUUCGACUUCAGGUCUGUGGCCAUGAGAUGUUAGCACACAGAGCAGUCCUGGCUUGCUGCAGUCCCUAUUUAUUUGAAAUCUUUAAUAGUGAUAGUGAUCCUCAUGGAAUUUCUCAUGUUAAAUUUGAUGAUCUCAAUCCAGAAGCUGUUGAAGUCUUACUGAAUUAUGCCUACACUGCUCAGUUGAAAGCCGAUAAAGAAUUGGUAAAAGAUGUUUAUUCUGCGGCAAAAAAGCUGAAGAUGGACCGAGUAAAGCAGGUUUGUGGUGAUUAUUUACUAUCUAGAAUGGAUGUUACCAGCUGCAUCUCUUACCGAAAUUUUGCAAGUUGUAUGGGAGACUCCCGUUUGUUGAAUAAGGUUGAUGCUUAUAUUCAGGAGCAUUUGUUACAAAUUUCAGAAGAGGAAGAGUUUCUUAAACUUCCACGGCUAAAGUUGGAGGUAAUGCUUGAAGAUAAUGUUUGCUUGCCCAGCAAUGGCAAAUUGUAUACAAAGGUAAUCAACUGGGUGCAGCGUAGCAUCUGGGAGAAUGGAGACAGUCUGGAAGAGCUGAUGGAAGAGGUUCAAACCUUGUACUACUCAGCUGAUCACAAGCUGCUUGAUGGGAACCUACUAGAUGGACAGGCUGAGGUGUUUGGCAGUGAUGAUGACCACAUUCAGUUUGUGCAGAAAAAGCCACCACGUGAGAAUGGCCAUAAGCCGAUGAUAAGUAGCAGUUCCACUGGAUGUCUCUCUUCUCCAAAUGCUACAGUACAAAGCCCUAAGCAUGAGUGGAAAAUCGUUGCUUCGGAAAAGACUUCAAAUAACACUUACUUGUGCCUGGCUGUGCUGGAUGGUGUAUUCUGUGUAAUUUUCCUUCACGGGCGAAACAGCCCACAGAGCUCACCAACGAGUACUCCAAAACUAAUUAAAAGUUUAAGCUUUGAGGUGCAACCAGAUGAGCUAAUAGAAAAGCCCAUGUCGCCCAUGCAGUAUGCACGAUCUGGUCUGGGGACAGCAGAGAUGAACGGCAAGCUCAUAGCAGCAGGUGGCUAUAACAGAGAGGAGUGUCUUCGAACAGUUGAAUGCUAUGAUCCACAUACAGAUCACUGGUCCUUUCUUGCUCCCAUGAGAACACCAAGGGCUCGAUUUCAAAUGGCUGUACUCAUGGGCCAACUCUAUGUGGUAGGGGGAUCGAAUGGCCACUCAGAUGACCUGAGUUGUGGAGAGAUGUAUGAUCCAAGCAUAGAUGACUGGACUCCUGUUCCAGAAUUGAGAACUAACCGUUGUAAUGCAGGAGUAUGCGCUCUGAAUGGGAAAUUAUACAUCGUUGGUGGCUCUGAUCCAUAUGGUCAAAAAGGACUGAAAAACUGUGAUGUAUUUGAUCCUGUAACAAAGUCGUGGACAAGCUGUGCUCCUCUUAACAUUCGUAGACACCAGGCUGCAGUCUGUGAGCUUGGUGGUUAUUUGUACAUAAUUGGAGGCGCAGAGUCUUGGAAUUGCCUGAACACGGUAGAACGUUACAAUCCUGAAAAUAACACCUGGACUUUAAUCGCUCCCAUGAAUGUGGCUAGACGAGGAGCUGGCGUAGCUGUUCUUGAUGGAAAAUUGUUUGUAGGUGGGGGCUUCGAUGGUUCUCAUGCCAUCAGUUGUGUGGAGAUGUAUGACCCAACUAGAAAUGAAUGGAAGAUGAUGCGAAACAUGACUUCACCAAGGAGCAAUGCUGGGAUCGCAACUGUAGGGAACACCAUUUAUGCGGUGGGAGGAUUUGAUGGCAAUGAAUUUCUGAAUACGGUGGAAGUCUAUAACCUUGAGUCAAAUGAGUGGAGCCCCUAUACAAAGAUUUUCCAGUUUUAACAAAUUUAAGACCCUCUCAAACUAACAGGCUUAGUGAUGUAAUUGUGUUUAGUAGAGGUACACCUGUGAAUAAGGAGGGUGGGUGGGUAUAGAUGUUGCUAACAGCAACACAAAGCUUUUGCAUAUUGCAUAUUAAACAUGCUGUACAUACUUUUUGUGUUUAUUGGGAAAGGAAUGCAAAGAUGAAGGUCUGUUUUGUGUAUUUUUAGGACUACUUUGGUUAUUUUACUUUUUGGAAGUUGAUAUUGUAAAAGAAUAAACCAAGACUUGAUCGGGCAUGUCAUUUCAAGAAGUCCCCUCUCCUCCACAUUUGUUUUUGCCAAUUUGCACAUUGAAUGACUCUUCCCUCAAACAUGUAUUAUGGGGCAAGAGGGGGUAGGGUUUAAGAUCUAGGCAGUUGGGUUUUUUAAGGGCCCUUUUUCAAUAACUGGAACACUCUAUACAAAAGAGACUUACUUAUUUAACUAGAUAACAAUGACUAUUUUUGUUUUUAUUAAAAGAAAGCUGACAUGCCUACCAAGAUUUAAUCUUUUAUGAUUGCCUUUUUAUAACUUUUUAUAUUCUCAGCACAGUGCUUUACCUGUUGAAGAUAUGGCAGAUUCAAAUUACUGAAGCAGGGUGGCAGUCUUAAAGGAUGCGGAGUGAGGUGUUUUAUACGCCCAGAAUGCAAACUUCUAAGCUUUUGCCUCAGCUACUUUUUUUUUUUUUUUUUUGAGAAUGCAGUACCAUUGUUUAUUUGAAUGGAGUUGCUGAACAGUAACAUAGCUACGAUUUUUAUUUGAAACACUGAUUUCAAAUAUUUUGACUUCCUGAGGGUAUAUUUUAUAUAGCAAGACACUUAAUAUAUAACAGUAAAGAACAGUGAAGUACUUUAUUUUCUAAAUAAUUCUUGUCUUUAUUUAUCAUUAACAAAACAGUCCUAAAUAGCGCCCUCGAUUGUGAAAAAAAAUUAAACUGUAUUGGGUGUAUGAAUGCAGCCUUUAUCAGAACUAUGUUUUUGUUCAGUUUUUCUCUUCAUAUGGAUAAAUACUGGUUGGGGUGACUUUAUCGAAUGUGUUGUGCUACACAUAUAACUUAUGGUGCCAAAUUAGCACAUCCUAAUGCUUGCUGCCAGUGCAAACAUAUUAAAGGUACUUGCAGGAAAUCCUUGCACCAUGGAAUUAAUAUCCAAGUGUUGUUUGUGUACUCAUUCAUGACUAAAAGCUUUGGGGACAAUUUUUUUUUCCCCCAGUAAUAAUGAGUAUUUGUGGGAAAAUAGUCACCUGGCACGUCUGAAAUAAGAACUGAUGGUAAUUACCGAUUUUUUUCUCAGAGAAGACAAACACACAGGAAUCUAAUGAGCCAACUAGGACAAGAUGACUACCAGUGGCUAACUUGGAUUAGGAAGAAAAUUGUUCCACUGGUACCUAGACACCUUCUUUCUCUCAUUCCACAAAAAACCAUCAAGAAAGCUCACCUGGUGGCUAUGUAGUUGCUGACUAUAUUUGUUGAUUUGGUUCUGGACUAAAACUAGGUUGGCAGAUUUGAAUUUGCCUAAUAGGAUGACUAUUUUUUUUAAAUGGAUCUGUAUAUGUCUUAUUUAGCCCAAGGAAAUAAAAUUUUAGUUGGGGAUUCAGCAAUAAAAUAUUUGAAAUUACUUCUCAAUUUCUAAGUAACCUGCUAAUUCCCAAGUAGCAUUAAGCAAAUAAUAGGUGUGAAUACUCUGGGUCAGAGUUUUUCUGUAUUAUUGAUGCCAAACAGGUAGUUUUGGUGGUUAAAAGUAUGUUUUUUAAGUAUGUUUUAAAUAUAAGAAGAAGCUCCCAUAAAGGGGAAAAAAAAACAGUGCUCAUUGACCAGUUGUUUAUAUUUAUUUCCAUCUAAAAGGUACACGUUUUUCUUGAGGGAAGGAGAAAAUGUGGCAUAGCUUCAAGAUAAUUAAAAAUGUUUUUACCACCAGUGUGGGUUUGGGGGUAGUUUAGAAAUAACGUUGGUAAUAACCACCCUUGUGAUCAAUUGUAAUAAUGCAUAAAACAUACAGAUGCCUAAAACAGUAGCAAAACUAUAAAAUACCUGCUUGAAUUAAUAAUAAUUGGUUAUACUCACACAUGAAUUUUCUUUCAUUGUGACAUUCAAUGUAGGGUUUUGAUUUUUGGCUUCUAGUAUGUCAUAUAUGCUUUCCCAUUCAAGAUGUUUUAGAAUUCCUUAUAUUUUAGGGGAAAAAACUGGAUCUGGGCGUUUGAUACAGUCCUAGGAUCCUUAAUACUCUAGGUGUGCACCCUAUGAUUUCUCCAGAUCUUUGAAUUCUUAAAACUGAAGUAGGUAAAAGAAAGAGUCCCUGGAGGAUAUUUCUGCAACUUCAAAGUUGCCUUUGGAAGAAUAUGAGAUCACAGAAAGUUUUGUCUCUGUUAGUCCUUUAUUUGUAUCCUACUUGGUUCCAAAAAAGGAUUUGAAGAGUCUUUCAUUGAAUGACUGGAUGAAUUAACUGGGUGAAAAAAAAAAAAGAAAAACAAGGAAACACCAAUGUAUGUAAUAUAAUGGUGGUUAACCAGGGUGUUGGAUAAGAGUGGUGGUGUUUAAGGGUACAGACUUGUAAUGAGUAAUAAAUAAACCUGAGAUCUAA
Molecule: messenger RNA, 5145 nt
Organism: Leptonychotes weddellii (Weddell seal)
Lineage: Eukaryota; Metazoa; Chordata; Mammalia; Carnivora; Phocidae
Gene: IVNS1ABP
Product: influenza virus NS1A binding protein
Molecular function (GO): protein binding
Source: RefSeq, a predicted model, not a curated record